Messenger RNA from Verticillium nonalfalfae, 1668 nucleotides. RefSeq lists its product as uncharacterized. Gene Ontology annotation, molecular function: prenylcysteine oxidase activity. Gene Ontology annotation, biological process: prenylcysteine catabolic process; prenylated protein catabolic process. NCBI's taxonomy places the organism in Eukaryota, Fungi, Ascomycota, Sordariomycetes, Glomerellales, Plectosphaerellaceae. The coding region runs from base 1 to 1668 and encodes 555 amino acids. The record is from RefSeq and is a predicted model, not a curated record. The transcript is spliced from 4 exons.
AUGUUCUGGAAGCUCUCUACGGUCCUUUCGGCCUUCAGUCUAACUGCCCCCGCAGCUGACGUCGUUGAAAAUGGGGGCGUCAAGCAGGUUGCUAUCAUUGGUGCUGGUGCCAGUGGAUCUGCGGCGGCUUACUACCUCAGCAAAUUUGCCGAAGAGGAUGGGUCUCUCGUGAACAUAACUGUGUUCGAGCGAACGGAUCGAAUCGGUGGUCGAACACUAACCGUCAACGCCUAUGACAGCCCUAGCGAGCCCAUCGAGCUCGGAGCUUCAAUCUUCGUUGACGCCAAUUACAUUCUGAUCAAUGCAACCCGCGAAUUCAACCUUGCACUCAAGGACCCCGAGUCCGGUAGUGGCGAGACGUUGGGCAUCUGGGACGGCGAAAAGUUUGUCUUCAUCCAGGAUGAUCGCUCUUGGGGCUGGUGGAACUUGGCCAAGCUUUUCUGGAAGUAUGGAACUGCUCCUUACAAAGCGCAGAAUCUCGUCAAGUCUACCGUUGCUGCAUUUCUCCAGAUCUACGAAGCACCGCACUUCCCUUUCCAGUCUCUCACCCAGGUGGCACAAGACUUGGGUCUUCUCAAGAUCACCGGCAUCACUGGAACCCAGUUUCUUGCCGAAAAUGAAAUUUCCGAACAAUUCUCUCGCGAAAUCAUGCAGGCUGCAACUCGCGUGAACUACGCGUCCAACCUCCCCUACAUUCACGGUCUUGAGACUAUGGUUUCGAUGGCUCCAGAGGGCGCCUCACAGGUUGUUGGCGGCAACUGGCAGAUCUUCAGCAGCAUGCUAGAGCACAGCAACGCCACGGUUUACCAGCAGACGUCAGUCGCAUCGAUCACGCUCAAGAACCAGACGGACCAGGCUGCGCCAGCAAAAUAUCUUAUCUCAACUAAAGCCACGGGAUCUAGCGCAGAGACGGCAAAGCUGCACCAAACAUCCUUCGACAACGUGGUGAUUGCAACACCUUGGCAGUUUGCUGACAUUGACGCCGAGAGAGAUGUCCUGAAGACCAUCGAUAGCAUCCCUUACACGCGACUGCAUGUCACUCUUUUCUGCUCUCCAUUCCUGCUGUCACCUACUUACUUUGGCUUGCCGGCUGACUCGAAGGCACCUGAUACGGUUCUUACUACGCUUGGAAGCGAGGAACUCCCCAAACCUGGAUCUGCUGGUGCUGGCAAGGCUGGCUUCUAUUCUAUCAGCACCCUGAGGACCAUCGUCAACCCAAAGACACUCAAGGAAGAGUUUGCAUACAAAAUCUUUUCGCCCGCAGAGCUGACCCCAGAGUUCUUGUCCGCUCUUCUUGGUGUCAAGGUGCCUGAUACUUUUGUCUCGGAGCAGAAGGAGGCCGUUGAGGGUGAGACAGUCACUGUCGACCCUAUUUCGUGGUACUACCCCCAUGCGUUUCACUCGUACCCUAUGGAAUACCCUCGCAUUACGUUCCAGGAGCCCGCGCUCGGCAACGGGCUAUACUACACUUCAGGUAUUGAGAGCUUCAUCUCUACCAUGGAGACCAGCGCUCUAAUGGGCAAGAACGUUGCCAGGCUCAUUGCAGAUGAGCUCGUGGCGGAUGCCGAGAAGAAUGUGCUUGAUGCUCCUGCUGUCGAUAACAAGGCCGAGGAGCCUGUGCAGGAAGUGCUUGGAGUGGCUGACGAGGUGGUCCAACAAGAGCUCUGA